AUGAAUUUACCGCUACAGUGUUCUACAUUGAUUUGCUUCAAGUGUGGCAAGGAAGGGCAUAGGGCUAAUGAAUGCAAGAAUGUUACGGUCACUUGUUUCAAUUAUGGAAACGCUAGUCAUAUUAGCACACAGUGUCAUAAGCCUAAGAAGACUCAAGAUGUGAAAUAUGGUGAGAAAAUGUUUGCUCUCAGUGGUGUGGAGGCCUCCAAAUCUGAUAAUCUGGUUUUAGGUACUUGUUUCAUUAAUAACAUUCCUUUAAUUACUAUCAUUGAUACUGGUGCAAAUUAUUCCUUUAUAUCUAUUGAUCAUGUGAAGAGAUUAGGUCUUAUGGUAUCUGCUAUGAAUGGUAACAUGGUUAUCAAUACUCCAGCAAAUGGGUCGGUAACUACUUCUUUAGUUUGUUUGAAGUGUUUGUUGAUAAUAUAUGGUAGGGACUUUAGCGCCGACCUAGUUUGCUUACCAUUGAGUCAACUUGAUAUUAUCUUGAGUAUGAACUGGCUAGAGUUCAACCCUAUGUAUAUCAACCACUAUAACAAGAUUGUGUUGUUUCCUGAGUUUAUAGAAGAGAAAAUUAUGCAUUUUAUUUCUUCGAGACAGGUUGAAGAAUUCAUGAAGGAUGAAGCUCAGGUGUUUGCAAUGUUUGCUUCCUUGCAAGUUGAGGGUAAAGCGACGUUGAAAGAUCUGCCUAUAGUAUAG
This is a messenger RNA of Lathyrus oleraceus (garden pea), 696 nucleotides long. RefSeq lists its product as uncharacterized. Gene Ontology annotation, molecular function: zinc ion binding; nucleic acid binding. The coding region runs from base 1 to 696 and encodes 231 amino acids. The record is from RefSeq and is a predicted model, not a curated record. The transcript has a single exon. NCBI's taxonomy places the organism in Eukaryota, Viridiplantae, Streptophyta, Magnoliopsida, Fabales, Fabaceae.